Messenger RNA from Pectinophora gossypiella (pink bollworm), 5577 nucleotides. Its product is annotated as uridine phosphorylase 1. Gene Ontology annotation, molecular function: uridine phosphorylase activity. The record is from RefSeq and is a predicted model, not a curated record. Lineage: Eukaryota; Metazoa; Arthropoda; Insecta; Lepidoptera; Gelechiidae. Gene Ontology annotation, cellular component: cytoplasm; cytosol. Bases 131 to 1318 code for a protein of 395 amino acids. Gene Ontology annotation, biological process: uridine catabolic process; nucleotide catabolic process. The transcript is spliced from 9 exons.
CGGGCAGCUGUCCCCGUUGUACGUUACUACUUUUGUGGUGUUCAGUGAAUAAUUGCGAUCGUAUUUCUGAAUAAAAUAGUUUGAAUAUUCCAUUUUUGAAAUUUACAAUCGACAAAAAGAUAGUGAAGCCAUGCCGUGUAAUUGUGAGGUGGAGUACAUGGGGGGUGCGUACGAGCAUACCAACGGCUGCGAGCUGAGGGCUAGGCCCUCGCCUUCCCGCCCCUCCCUUGAGCAUCAGAACGGCCACCACCCCCACAGGAGGACAUUCGACGACGACGACGACCCCCAACUCUUCGAGCCGGAAGACAACUUGGAAGCGAGAAAACUUAGGUACCCGGAUGGAACGGUGCGCCUUCGCAAUCCCAACAUCGAGCUCAUGGACCAGGACAUCCUGUACCACUUGGCCCUCGGCAGCGGGUCCCACGACCUCGUCGAGAUGUUCGGAGACGUUAAGUUCGUGUGUAUGGGUGGCACGCCGAAGCGGAUGGAGCAGUUCGCGUACAACAUCAUGGCGGAGAUUGGCCACAAGCUCCCCUGCGGCACCACGCUGCAAGACAUCAGCCACUUCUCCUACCGGUACUCCAUGUACAAAGUCGGCCCCGUGCUCUCCAUCAGUCACGGAAUGGGCAUCCCAUCGGUGGGAAUCCUACUCCACGAGGUGAUAAAGCUGAUGUACCACGCGAAGGUCCGGGACCCGGUGUUCUUCCGGAUCGGCACUUGUGGUGGCAUCGGGUACGAAGGUGGCACUGUGGUCAUCUCCGAGGAGGCAGUCGACGGUACGCUCAAGAAUGCGCUGGAGACGACGGUGCUGGGCAAGUCAGUGCAGCGGCCCGCGAAGCUGGACAAGCGGCUGGUGCGCGAGCUGAAGGCGCUGGCGGACCCUGAGGACCCGUACGAGACUGUCACCGGGAAGACCAUGUGCACCUACGACUUCUAUGAAGGUCAAGCGCGGCUGGACGGCGCGUUCUGCGACUUCACGGAGGCAGACAAGAUGGAAUACUUGGAGAGCAUCCACAAGGCGGGCGUGGUCAACAUCGAGAUGGAGUCCCUCUCGUUCGCUGCGCUGACGCACCACGCCGGCAUCAAGGCAGCCGUCAUCUGCGUCACGCUGCUCGACAGACUCAAGGGCGACCAGGUGAUGGCCCCCAAGGAGGUGUUGGAUGAGUGGCAGCAGCGCCCCACCAAACUUGUCUGCCGAUACAUUAAGAGAUAUCUGCAGAUGAAGGGUAGACUCUCGCUGGAUGGACACGGCUCCAUCUCCGUGAAGAGUCCUCGUCGGUUCAAGCUGGUGCAGCAGGAAUCCGAGACCUAUGACUAAACCACAAGGUCCAUUUCACAAUGCCACGUGUCAUCGUCAGAGGUGGAUAGCUACACACAUGUAGUCGCACUCUUCUGUCGCCCGCGCCGUCGAGUGGUGCGACAGAGAGGUAGAUAGCUAGCUUUAAUUUACUAUUUCAGUUAACAGCGAGAAAUGUCAAUGUGACAGAUGAAUUGAUCGCCUCACUGCCAUAUUUUAUGGAGUAGUAUUGACACUUCUAAAUUAAUGUGAUGUGAAUGACAAAGUCGUAUAGAUGUAUAUUUAUGUAUCGUCAUUAAAUACAGCUUGAUUAGAAUGACAACUCUCAUGACGAAUUGCAUUUCCCCGUAACAUGCAUCUGUAUAUCGCGCGUGGUGAGAUAAUUGAGCCAAAUAUAUACUUUGUUUAUUUAUCGUGUAUAAUAGCGUUGGGUAAUUUAUCGCGUCGCGCGCGAUAUAAGAGCUCCACGCUACGAUUACUGUUGGCGCAAUAGGCUGCAUAAAAAACCAAUAAAAAAUAAAACAAUUAACGGUACUAACGGUGGUCUAACAGAAAGCUCAGGUGAAACGCGAGUGCUCAGUUCAUCUUGCGGUGGAUGUGGCUUCUGACUAGCUCGAUUGGGAAAAUAAUCGUGAAUUUAUGUAUACUUUAUUUCUGUCCAGCUGUCAUUAUAAUCAAGCUAUAUUCAAUGAGGUAUAUAUCCAAUUACUCAUUAAGAUUUUGAGUGGAGCUAUGAAAACAUUCCAGUGAAGGCUUCGAGAAGUAAUAUAACGUUCAAAUGUAUUUAAAUUAGCUUAUCGUAACUGUUUGUCGAAUCAACGACCAAUUUGCUUCGCUAUCGAGUAUUCUUCUAUUUAUAAGAUUUAUUUAAUGGAUUAUUUUACUUAAAUCUAUAAUGUCUAUAAUCUGUAUACAUAUCGUAAAUUGGACGUAUGCCAAAUGUCUUGAACCAUAUUUCUCUUGUAUAUCGCGGACACAUAUCCGGACUUUUGAUUCAACACACGCCGUAUUACAACUAAGGCAAAGUUGCUUUUAUUAGGUCGUAAUAUGAACUAGACUUAAAGAGAUAUAAUAUCAAAGUAAAUCUGUACGUUUCAGCAUUUAAGUACUUAUUUCAAAGUAUAUUUACUCCUACUCUUUGAUUGUAUUCGAAUAUUGUUUGUAACAACAGGGUAGUUUCCAACUAGUCAAAUCAGUUACUUUUUACUAACCGUCAAAACACGAAAAGCAACAUGUCAUAGAAAAACGUGACAAAAUGUCGCACUUAUUCUUUAUCAAAAUUCAUAAAUAAGUUAAAUAGAAAAAGGAAACCGUUUUUUAUCACCUUUAGAUCUGUCUUUAUUUAUUAAUCAGAGUUCAUAAUUUAUCUUUGACUUAGGAAACUAUCUAAUUAUAAUUCCUAUAUCAAAUAUUUUUAUCUUACUAAAUUAUAACAUAGUUAAGUAAAUUACGAAGUAGGAUAAGGUAUUAUCAUUGUGUGUUUACGAUUAACGAGAACAUUACGUUAUUGCAAAUUUUAGCGAACUUGUGAUAAACAGAGUAGUUGAUAGUCGUAUAAGGACCACGUCAGGCUAGCGAUUGUUUGGUCACUAAUGUCGACAUUCCUUUUUUAAACUUAUCUUCCCUUCUUCGUUGACUUAACGCUCUUGUCGAUGUACCAACCUUCAUUCGUUUUGAGUAUUCUCUCCAUGCUGCUUUUUAAGGAAAAUAGGCAGUGGUUUCCCUGUUGCCAUACCCCAGACACACAUGCAAAAACCUGAUUCUUACUGUCACAGUCUGCGCGCUCUCUCCCUUACUAUCGGCCAUGAAUACUAUACUAAUUGACGUGGGGCGCUCUUGCUUUGUCUCAAACGUUGUACCGGGCGAGAGCCUUCAGCACUCCCCAUUUGUCCGGCCAAGUAGUUUAUGCCAUCUGCGGCAAAUCUAUAAUAAGUCACGUCAAAAAAAAGCUCUCGCUUUAGUAUAAAUGGUCUGAAGCCGUUAUGGAGUAAGGCAGCCGUGCGGACUGUGUAUAUCGCUCACACUAACACGGUAAGGCGGUUCACGGUAAGAAUGAGAUUUUCGUAUGGUCUGUCCGUUCUGUGACAUUGUCUGACGGGAAUGAGUGUCAGUAUUACUCAGAGCGCCCUUUGAGUAAACUACUUCGCCUCUGAGAAGACCACUCCGCCUCUGAGUAGACCACUCCGCCUCUAAGUAGACCACUUAGCCUCUGAGUAGACCACUCCGCCUCUAAGUAGUACUGACAGUUACUGCUGCCCUCUUUCAGGAUGCAAGUUAGUCCCUGUAAUUUAUAUAAAUUUUCGAGCAGAGUAUCUCGUCUCUUCGUAUAAAAUUUGUCUCUACUUCAAUACGUAUAUGAGUAAUUUUAUUGUUAAAGUCCCUAGUAUGACCGCUACUCGCUGUAUGAUAUUUUAUUUACUUCAUAUAAACGAUUCGUGCAGAUAGGAAAAUUGUACCCGAGUAUGUAUUUUCCCAAACCCCCUGCCUUUAAUGACUAAACAAUCGGUCGUGUUGUAUAAUUUCAUGUGCUUCCACGUGUUAUAUAAUGUUGUUGAAUGCACAAAUUGUUGUCAGACGCUUUUAGUAUAUUGAACUGUAUUAUGUUAUCAGUUAUGGUUGCUAUUGAAAUGUUCCUUGUUCACGGUUACUUCAUUAACUGUUUACUGUGGGGUAAAAGGGCACAUUGAAGCAGUUAAUCUAAAUACCGCAGUAUCGCCAUUCGAUAAUGCACUUACUUGUAUAAUAUGCGUAAAUGUCCAAUUGCGUUAUUGGUUUUUUAGAUGACUUGUCUUCAAAUAUGUCCUUUUUAAACCCCCCUGAUUAAUGAAUUGUUUCACUUAAAUCUAAUAAUACAUGAUAGAUAUUAUACAGACAUAACAGCAUAUGUACGUCCCAGUGCCGGGUACAGACCUCUCUAUCAACCGGAGGGGGGAUAAUAUACAGGGUGUUAGUGAAAUCGUAACGAAAACUUUGAGGGAUGAUUCAGGCCAUGAUUCUGAGUUGAUAUCAUGUGGAAUUUUCCGUCGCAAAAGUAUGGAACGGAAAAUAAUUUAAAAAAAAACAUAAAAAGUUUCAUAAAUUUUCCGACUGGAAAUUGCACUUAAUAGCAACUCAGAAUCAUGGUCUGAAUCAUCCCUCUGAGUAUGCGCCGUAAAUUCCACUUGUAUUCAAAUCAGAAUCAUCCCUCAAAGUUUUCAUUACGGUUUCACUAACACCUUGUAAAAUCUGUGAGUUUUAGGAUUUUUUAGAGGUGACAAAAUGUUAUGAUGAACAGCAUUAACGUUACAGUUUCAAAUUGUUUAGGUUUAAACAUUAUAUUAAGAAAUUACUUAACUUUAAACUUGAUUGUAUUCACGGCACCAGUUUGAAAUAUUUCGGGCUACGUGGUAUAAUAAAUACGAUAGCUCAAGAUUAUCGUUUGCCUAAUUUGCGAGUAGUUAAACAAGUGGCCCGAAAUGUAAUAGGAUUGUAAGCCAUGUGUUGAUUAGCUAGGAAGAAGAGUGUUGUCUCGCUAAUAGCACUUUGCCUAUUAUAGUCAAAGAGUUUAAUUAUCUUGUGCUAUUAGUCCAGUCAUACUCUGUCUUUCAUAGGAAUUAACAUGCGAUUUUAUAUCCUUGUCUUUUAAUGUAAUAAUUAUAAAAUAAUUUUACUGUAAGUACAUAUACUUCUUUUGAAAAAAAUUUAAACGGCUCGCAAGUGUAUGUUUCGUAAAGAUUACCAGAAAAAAUAUUCCGAGUACUUAUUGGGAAUAAAAAGAAAUGACGAGAUGUAAUUUCACAGCGGGUGUUAUAAGGUUUUUUCAUUAUUGAUGUUUACGUUGAGCAUAAAUAAUAUAUGGAGAUGAAAUAUCAAAUUACUAAUGGAAUAUUCAAUUUGUACAUUUAUUUUGAAGAUUGCCUACUCAUUUGCUUGACAUUGUUCAUGAGAUGUCAUUGACGUUUCGUUUUAUUCAAUUUAUGUACAUUUUUUAUUUACACCAUAAACAAAACAAAAAGGAAAUUGAAAUAUAUUUUUCUAUUUUAUUUAAUUUUUGAUGUUCAUGUUCGAAAUUCAAAUUUAAAAAAUGAACUCGUGUUGCGUUGGACUAAAAUUCGAUAAUGUUUUGAUUUUUUUCACGAGAAGUAUAUUUUAAGCCGUAAUCUAUUGUAUGUUGACGUUGAGUGUUGGGGGAUAGAACGAUUAACCAUGAAGUUUAGCAAAUAUUUCAUUAUACCAAUUGUUGUUUAGGAUUAAGGCUGCAUUGACGACCUACAUGUAAAUAAAAAUGUUAAACAAACAUA